CUACUCAUUCCCUAGUCUCUGCGGAAGUCAGCUGAUUUCGAUCAUCCUCUCCCAGUGUCCCACGACCCCAUCGACCUCCCCUCCUCAGAUCUCCCAACCCGAACCCUAACCAAGCAGCACCAUGGCGAUCGCGGCGCGCGUCCUGCGCCGCCUCCCGCUCCAUCUCUCCCCUUCGCUCACCCGCCCCUUCUGCGCGGUCUCCCCGGCCCCCGCCGCCGCAUCCGCCAAGGUCGCCGACCGCAUCGUGCGCCUCCUCGCCAUCGAUCCCGACGGCGGGCGCCGCGAUAUCGUCGGCCUGUCCGGGCAGACCCUCCUCCGCGCGCUCGCCAACGCGGGGCUUAUCGAGCCGGCCUCCCACCGCCUCGAGGAUAUCGAGGCGUGCUCCGCCGAGUGCGAGGUCCACAUCGCGCAGGAGUGGCUCGAGAAGCUGCCGCCGCCGUCCUACGAGGAACGGUACGUCCUCACGCGAGCGUCCAGGAACCGCGAGCUCAACAAGCACGCACGGCUGGGCUGCCAGGUCGUGCUCACGCCGGAGCUGCAGGGGAUGGUCGUCGCCGUCCCCGAGCCCAAGCCAUGGGACAUCCCGUAAUGGCGCAGAAAGGUGCGGCCUUUGACGAUGCGAACCUUCGUUCCUUUCCCGGCUCGGCGGUGCCAUCCCUUUUAUGUUUCGGAUUUGAUGGAAGAAUAAUGAUUUGAUGGGCAAAACUUAAUGUUGUUUGUUAACUUCUGCCUCCUUUGAAUGUGGAUUAUGUGGAUGAUGUUAUGUGGAAUCCCCUUGCAAUUAUCUCAGUUUAAUUUUUCAUGGUU
Molecule: messenger RNA, 807 nt
Organism: Phragmites australis (common reed)
Lineage: Eukaryota; Viridiplantae; Streptophyta; Magnoliopsida; Poales; Poaceae
Exons: 1
Coding region: 122-589 (155 amino acids)
Biological process (GO): P450-containing electron transport chain
Cellular component (GO): mitochondrion
Molecular function (GO): 2 iron, 2 sulfur cluster binding
Source: RefSeq, a predicted model, not a curated record